Yarrowia lipolytica CLIB122 is the source of this 570-nucleotide messenger RNA. RefSeq lists its product as uncharacterized. Gene Ontology annotation, cellular component: COPI vesicle coat. Gene Ontology annotation, biological process: retrograde vesicle-mediated transport, Golgi to endoplasmic reticulum; intracellular protein transport; intra-Golgi vesicle-mediated transport. NCBI's taxonomy places the organism in Eukaryota, Fungi, Ascomycota, Dipodascomycetes, Dipodascales. The record is from RefSeq and is a predicted model, not a curated record.
AUGACGUCGGAAUACUCGGUAGAGGCAGUGCUGCUGCUGGACAAGGACGGAAAGCGACUCUUCACCAAGUACUACUCGCCCCCACACGGCGACGUGCAAUCACACGAGCAGCUUCAGACCCUGACGACACUCAAGGACCAGCAGACGUUCGAAAAGGGCCUGGCGCAGAAAACCCAUCGACAGAAUGGUGACGUCAUCAUCUUCGACAACAAGGUGGUCGUGUACAAGACGGUUGUGGACGUGACUCUGUACGUGGUCGGAUCGUUUGAGGAGAACGAGGUGAUGCUGUACCAGCUGGUUGCCGGCAUCAAGGACGCGCUGGAGAUUCUGCUCAAGCACUCGUUCGACAAGCGGUCUGUGCUCGAACACUUUGACCUGGUGGCUCUGGCUAUCGAUGAGGCCGUCGACUCGGGCGUCAUUCUCGAGAUCGAUCCCGUCGUCAUCGCAAGUAGAGUCACCCCCGCACCCGCCAAGGAAAGCAUUGCGUACGGAGGAGUGGAGAUCAACGAACAAACCAUCUCGAACGUGUACCAGAAGUGGUCGCAGCGAGCUGGCAAGUUUUUCAGCUAG